CCGCUACGAUUGGUGUGCGUCUCGAGGCGGCCAUUCUCAAGGGUGGCUUAACGGGGUCACCUCGAUCACCACAGUAACAAAGAUAUUGCGGUUUUGAGCAAUAUUUUCUUUCCUGACAGCCCCCAGGAAGAUCUCCAUUUUGUCGUGAGGCCGUAGCCCGUGAGCUAGCCGGAGCUCCAGCAACAUGCUGCGAGUACACAGAGUGGCCUUGAUGGCCGACGUGGGCAGCCAUGUCUGCAAGCUGAGCGCCCGCUGCAGUCGCGGUCUGCGUACCGCCGUAGGUCAGCUGUGUCAGAAAGCCGAGUCGGAGACUAUCGCCGGGAUCCCCUACAAGAACUUGUCCAUCGGUGUGCCCAAGGAACUUUUCACAAACGAGCGGAGAGUGGCCCUUGUGCCGUCGGCGGUGCAGACCCUUGUGAAGAAAGGCUUCACCAUCAAUGUGGAGGAAAAUGCUGGUGUGGAGGCGAAAUUCUUGAACGACGAUUACGCUGCCUCGGGUGCUAAUGUAAAAAGUCUGAAGGAUGUGUAUGGCUCCGACAUCGUCCUCAAGGUUCGAGCUCCCCUCCAAGAAGAGUUGUCCAACCUCCGCGACAAGGGCACUCUCAUCUCCUUCCUGUACCCGGCACAGAACAAGGAGCUGGUCGACUCGCUGGCCAAGAAAGAGAUGACCGUCUUUGCCAUGGACUGCGUGCCCAGAAUUUCUCGAGCCCAGGUGUUUGAUGCCCUUAGUUCCAUGGCAAACAUUGCUGGUUACAAGGCUGUGGUAGAGGCUGCCAACAACUUUGGUCGGUUCUUCACUGGUCAGAUCACAGCUGCUGGCAAGGUGCCUCCUGCCAAAGUGCUGGUCAUCGGAGGUGGAGUGGCCGGCCUGUCGGCCAUCGGCACGGCCAAGAACAUGGGUGCCAUUGUCCGCGGCUUCGACACCAGAGCUGCCGUGAAGGAGCAAGUGGAGUCGUUUGGGGCUGAGUUCUUAGAGGUCAACGUCAAGGAAUCUGGAGAAGGCACUGGGGGCUACGCCAAGGUGAUGUCCAAGGAGUUUAUCGAGGCUGAGAUGGCGCUGUUUGCCAAGCAGUGUAAGGAGAUCGACAUUCUGGUCACCACUGCUCUUAUACCGGGCAAACCGGCGCCCAAGCUCAUUUCUAAGGUGAGCAGGACCACUACAACGUCAACUUGGAGGACGAGGUUGUCAGGGGAUCGAUCAUCCUGCAUGAUGGAAAGCUGUUGUGGCCUCCCCCUCCCCCCGUGGUGGACCCGGCCGCUGCUGCCCCCGCCCCCGCUGCAGCCCCCGCCCCGAAGGAACCGCCCCCUCCCCCCAACUAUUUCGCCCUCACCAUGAAGGACUCCCUCAUGUACACAGCUGGGCUGGGCUCCGUGCUCGGUCUCGGUGUUGUGUCCCCCAACUCGGCCUUCACCUCCAUGGUCAACGUGUUUGGUCUGGCUGGAAUUGUCGGCUACCACACCGUGUGGGGUGUGACCCCCGCCCUCCACUCCCCCCUCAUGUCGGUGACCAACGCCAUCUCCGGGAUCACCGCUGUGGGAGGUCUGCUCCUCAUGGGAGGAGGAUACUAUCCGUCUAACACCUUACAGACAUUGGCUGCUCUGGCCGCCUUCAUCUCUUCCAUCAACAUCGGCGGAGGGUUUGUGGUCACCAAGAGAAUGUUGGACAUGUUCAAACGUCCCACCGACCCCCCAGAGUACUCAUACCUGUACGGCAUUCCCGCGGCGGGCUUCCUGGCCGGCUACGGCUACUGCGCUGCGGCCGGCACCUACCCAGACAUCCACCAGAUGGCCUACCUGGCAGCCUCGCUGUGCUGCGUUGGCGCCCUCACCGGCCUCUCCUCCCAGACCACCAGCCGGCUAGGUAAUUCUCUGGGCAUGAUCGGUGUGACCAGCGGUGUUGCUGCCACCCUGGGUCUCCUGAAGCCCACGCCAGAGACCUUCACACAGAUGGCUGCCUGCAUGGGCAUGGGUGGCCUGAUCGGCUCAGUGAUGGCCAAGCGCAUAGAGGUGACAGACCUGCCCCAGAUGGUGGCUCUGUUCCACAGCCUGGUGGGCGCGGCGGCCGUGCUGACCUGCUUCUCCAACUACCUGCUGGAGCAGCCGCACUUCGCCACCGACCCGGCCGCCAACGUCAUCAAGACCUUCCUCUUCCUGGGCACGUUCAUCGGGGGCGUCACCUUCACGGGGUCCCUCGUUGCUUUCGGCAAGCUGCAGGGACUGCUCAAGUCGGACCCCCUUCUCCUCCCCGGCCGCAACCUGCUGAACGGUGGCAUGAUGGCGUCCAACGUGGCGGCCAUGGGCUACUACAUGAUGGACAGCAGCCCCAGCGUGGGCCUCAGCAUGCUGGGAACCACCACCGCCCUGUCUAGUAUCAUGGGAGUGACCCUCACCGCUGCUAUUGGAGGCGCUGACAUGCCGGUUGUGAUCACCGUGCUCAACUCGUACUCUGGCUGGGCUCUGUGUGCCGAGGGCUUCAUGUUGGACAACAACCUGAUGACCAUCGUGGGCUCUCUGAUUGGCUCGUCCGGAGCCAUCCUCUCCUACAUCAUGUGCAAGGCCAUGAACCGAUCCCUGCCCAACGUGAUCCUGGGCGGCUACGGCACCAGUUCCACCGGCACAGGCAAGCCCAUGGAGAUCACCGGCACCCACACGGAGAUCAACGUGGAGGGAACCAUUGACCUCAUCGAGGAUGCCAAGAACAUCAUCAUUGUACCCGGCUACGGUCUGUGCGUUGCCAAGGCCCAGUACCCCAUCGCUGAAAUGGUGGACAUCCUGACCAAGCAAGGAAAGAACGUUCGCUUCGGCAUCCACCCCGUGGCAGGACGUAUGCCCGGCCAGUUGAACGUGCUCCUGGCCGAGGCCGGCGUGCCGUACGACAUCGUGCUGGAGAUGGACGAGCUCAACGACGACUUCCCCGACACGGACCUGGCCCUCAUCAUCGGCGCCAACGACACGGUCAACUCGGCCGCUGAGGAGGACCCCAACUCCAUCAUCGCUGGCAUGCCCGUGCUGCGAGUGUGGCUGGCCAAACAG
Molecule: messenger RNA, 3033 nt
Organism: Aplysia californica (California sea hare)
Lineage: Eukaryota; Metazoa; Mollusca; Gastropoda; Aplysiida; Aplysiidae
Product: NAD(P) transhydrogenase, mitochondrial
Biological process (GO): proton transmembrane transport; NADPH regeneration
Cellular component (GO): mitochondrial inner membrane
Molecular function (GO): NADP binding; NAD binding
Source: RefSeq, a predicted model, not a curated record